This is a messenger RNA of Ostertagia ostertagi, 846 nucleotides long. NCBI's taxonomy places the organism in Eukaryota, Metazoa, Nematoda, Chromadorea, Rhabditida, Trichostrongylidae. The record is from the annotation of a GenBank genome assembly.
AUGCGUAGCGCUUCGAUUCCAGUUGCCACUGCUGAAGGUCCUGAACGCAGUGUACGCUAUUCCCUUGAUCAUGUGCAAUUCACUCCCACCCAAAACGGGAUUGGUGUCCCCAACAGCGCCACAUCCGCACUGUUCUUCGUUGAUCCCAUCAGCGGUGAAGUGAGUGCAAAUCCGCAGCUUUCCGAGCAACCCCAAGGCGUCUACAGCGUUGUGGUGAAUGCUGUUGACACGAAAUCUGCUGAGCCGCUACAGCGCAUCGUCAAAAAAUUCCACUACGUGAAAGACGACAUGAAACUGCGCUACGUCUUCAGCAUGGGACUGGAAGAAUUCGCCACCGGUCGUGAACAAUUUUCAAAGAAACUGCAAGAAGCUCUCAAGGCCGAUCAUCCAGAGGGACAAAUGCAGGUGUUCUUCUCGGAGCCGGAGAGGGACAUUCGAAACGCGACAAGGACAUCAGUCUGUUUCCACGUGGUGAUGAAUGAACGGGUACAAAAUGAGCGUUCUGCCAUUUCGGCGCUCUCGCAGUCCGCGGUAGAAAACAGCCAACUCUCAAGGCUCUACCAUUCCUACAAUGUGGUCAACAUCGAGCGUUGUGAAGCAACUUCGAUGCCAGUGGUUCGCCAGUCAACGUUCCAGCUUCCAACGCAAAUUCUGCUGCUCAUCGCCGGUGUUGCCGUUCUUGUCGUCGUCCUCGUCGCUUUGAUCACUUACAUCUGCUUCGUUCGACGUUACAAACAACAUCUACGCAUGAAACAGAAGCAGAUCAAAGGGUCGGACAGAACUUCAUCGCAGCUCAGCUACUCUCCCACUUUCAUUCUACCACCUGCAGGGCCGCGUUUCUACUAA